This is a messenger RNA of Lactuca saligna, 948 nucleotides long. The record is from the annotation of a GenBank genome assembly. Lineage: Eukaryota; Viridiplantae; Streptophyta; Magnoliopsida; Asterales; Asteraceae.
AUGGCGGAGACAGGCAGAGAUUCAGCACCACCGCCACGGAGAGUUCCACCAAUGAUAACACUCCCACCGCGUUCUUCUUCCGAUACCUUCCUCACCGGGAUUAGCCCCGGCCCCAUGACACUAGUCUCCAAUUUCUUCUCCGAUCACUACCCAGACACUGAUAUCCAUUCUCUCUCUCAGCUUCUCGCCGGAGUCCUACCUUCCCCAGUGGCUGAAAACUCACCUGCACCUCCACUUUACAAUGACUAUUCAUCUCUAUUAUCCCCGGAAGAAUCACGAACCAGUCAAACAUCAGACCCCUACGUCGACAACUCCUCCCAAAUCCGAUCACCGGAAACUGCUUCGGAUUCUGAAUCCGGUGACUCGAAACCCGAACGAGUGGUGGCUCUAGCUAAACCCGCUAGCGAUGGGUAUAACUGGAGGAAAUACGGGCAGAAACAAGUGAAGGCAAGCGAGCUUCCUCGUAGCUAUUACAGAUGCACGCAAGUUAACUGCCCGGUGACCAAAAAGAUCGGACAUUUUCUUGAUGGGAAUAUCAGCGAGAUCAUCUACAGUGGUCGGCAUAAUCAUGAGCCACCGCAGCUUCAUAAACCAGCGGUGGUUGCCGAUGAACAAGCUUACGAACUAAUGCCAAAAAGAAGGAAGACUGAGGUGAAGUGUGUGGACCGGAGUAGCUCGUGUCGGGUGGUUGUCACCGAACCAAAGAUUGUCGUGCAGACGAGAAGUGAAAUCGAUAUAUUAGAUGAUGGAUUCAAGUGGCGAAAAUAUGGGCAGAAAGUGGUGAAAGGGAAUAUUUACCCCAGGAGUUACUAUAAAUGCACCUACGUAGGAUGCAAAGUUCGAAAGCAUGUUGAGCGGGCUUUAUCAGACCUUAAAUCCGUUGUAACUACAUAUGAAGGGAGACAUAAACACGACAUUCCUGUGGUUGCUAAACCUUCAAGUGAUUGA